CUUCCAAUAUGGCCGCGCCCACAGGGUUGUAGCAGCUGAUAGUAAGUUUGGUCCAUGUGAGCGGGCUUUAAAUGACAGUUGAGGAGCAGCAGGCUGCAGCUGACAUCUCCACAGAGAGACGGAGGAGUUUGUGAACGCCUGCCUCAACCUCAGCACCGCCAACAUGAGCAAGAACGAUUUAAUCCUCCCCAAGGACUUUCCUCAGCUGAAGAACGACACGUUCCUGAGAGCGGCACGAGGAGAGGAAACCGAACAUGUCCCAGUCUGGUGUAUGAGACAGGCUGGACGAUAUCUGCCAGAGUUCCGUGAGUCCAGAGCAGGGAAGGACUUUUUUGAGACAUGUCAGUCACCAGAGGCAUGCUGCGAGCUCACUCUGCAGCCUCUGAGGCGUUUUUCCUUCGAUGCUGCCAUAAUCUUCUCUGACAUCCUAGUCGUCCCACAGGCCAUGGGCAUGGAUGUCCAGAUGGUGGCAGGUAAAGGUCCAACAUUCCCAGAGCCCCUGAAGGAGCCAGAGGACCUGCAGCGGCUGCGGGUCAAAGUGGAUGUAGGCAAGGAGCUGGCCUACGUCUUCAGAGCCAUCACACUGACCAGACACAAAAUCGAGGGCAAAGUCCCACUAAUCGGAUUCAGCGGCGCUCCGUGGACACUCAUGUCCUACAUGAUAGAAGGCGGAGGCUCCAACACCCACUCUAAGGCGAAGCGUUGGCUGUACCGGCACCCAGAGGCCAGCCACAUCCUGUUGAAGAUGCUGACGGAUGUGAUUGUGGAGUAUCUACUAGGACAAGUGUCAGCUGGUGCUCAGGCUCUGCAGGUGUUUGAAUCCCACGCCGGCAUUUUGGGACCUGCAGAGUUUAAAGAGUUCUCUCUGCCUUACCUCCGAGACAUCGCCCGCCGCGUCAAAGAUAAACUGAAGGAGGCAGGACAGGAUGUUCCCAUGAUUGUGUUUGCAAAGGAUGCUCACUACGCUCUAGAGGAUCUGUCUGAGUCUAAUUAUGAAGUAGUCGGGCUGGACUGGACCAUUGACCCACAAUCAGCACGGGAGCGCACAGGAGGGAAGGUCAGCCUGCAAGGAAACAUGGACCCGUGUGCUCUGUACGCUCCAAAGGAGCGCAUUUCUGACAUCGUGAAGAAGAUGUUAGACGGUUUUGGCGCAAGGGGCUACAUCGCUAACCUCGGCCACGGCGUUUACCCCGACAUGGAGCCGGAGAACAUCGGCGCCUUCGUCGAAGCUGUGCACCAACACUCUAAACAGCUCAUCAAACAGAUGUGAAGAUAAAUAUGUCUUAUGAGGCUGAUGGAAGAAAAAUGUAUGAUGAUGCAUUAUUUUAUUAAAAGAGGAAAGUAGCAGGUGUCUGUGUUUGAAUCUCAAAACAACAAAAAUCAUUAAA
Archocentrus centrarchus (flier cichlid) is the source of this 1388-nucleotide messenger RNA. RefSeq names its product uroporphyrinogen decarboxylase (gene urod). The record is from RefSeq and is a predicted model, not a curated record. Bases 164 to 1270 code for a protein of 368 amino acids. Gene Ontology annotation, cellular component: cytosol. The transcript is spliced from 10 exons. Gene Ontology annotation, molecular function: uroporphyrinogen decarboxylase activity. Gene Ontology annotation, biological process: heme biosynthetic process. Lineage: Eukaryota; Metazoa; Chordata; Actinopteri; Cichliformes; Cichlidae.